AUGAAUAGUAAAGAUCUUAUCGAAUUUUCUAAUCUAAGCUCUAGCAUAAAAACAUGCUCAAAUUGUGGUAACAAGAGAAAAAAAGAAGAAUUUUGUCGUUUAUAUAAAGGUAACCCACAAUACGAACAUGCAACCUGUAACCCAUGCCAUCUUAGACAUAAGAAUGCGCGAAAAAGAGUAGACCAACUAACAAGAAAAAAAACAAAGCUUGAAGCUAGCUUAAAUAUGCCAAUGCCAAGCGUUAAUACCACAGUAACUCAGACAAUUAAUAAUUCUAGCAGAUCUCUUUCUGACCUUGUAGGUCUUGAAUUAGACGAUGAUAUUCCUCAAGAACUGUCUUCAGAAUCUUUGGAAAAAGUUAAUGAGAAUGAUAACAUAAACGGACUUCUUUAUACCUUAGAUGAAGUACAAGAACUCGUUGCUAAGCAGUUCCGAGAUUUAGAAGAUUCAGAUGAACCAGUAAAAUUAAUCUUCGAAAUUGAGUUGGAUUCAAGACUUGUUGAAAAUAUUUUUUUGAACCGGGAAUCCCAGUUUGACGCACAAGAUCUAAAAGCAAUUAGAGAAAGCUUUCAUCAACUUGCCAACGUACUUCUCUUACUAUUUGAAUAUGGAUCUGGUUACUAUUGGGAGGUGCGAAAAAUAUAUCUUAACACUAGUAAGAAAGAACUAGCUGGUUGUGCCACUGUAUAUCUUGGAUGUACACAACGUGAGGACAGACAAUGGCAGAGGCCUGAAAAUACACCAGUGAAACGAAAAAGUGAAAUCCGUCCUCAAAUAAAUAGAUACGCAUGUAUGGGAAAUAUGAUAUUUACCAUUGAUCCACAAAAACAACGCGCAAUUGUUCAAUGCAGCCAUCAAUUAGCACACGAGCAUCCACAGUAUAGACAGGUUGAGUUUCCAGCUGCAGCGAAAGAAUGGAUUAGAGAUAACAUUAAAUACAAUUUACAAAGCUCUAAAUUAUAUGAGCUUCUUCAACAGCAUAAGCUUAUUAAUGUUAAUAUACACACAAAAGAACAAGUAUAUUAUUGGGUAACAAUUUUUAGCAGGCAAACAUAUAUGUUCGAUUCAACAGAUCAGCUCUUAUCAGCGAAAAAAUAUCUUGAACAACAACAAGGCUUCAAAAUUACCUACUAUGUAAAAAAUAGUUUUGUAAAAGCUAUUGGGUUUACUACGCCAUUGUUAGAACGUAUUGGUAUUAAAAAUUUAAAAGAAAUUAUCAUAGAUUCUACCUUUAAAACCAACCAAGAACGGUUUGAAUUGUUCGUUGUAAAUGCUAACCAUAGGGGGUAUGGAAUGCCACUAGCAUAUUUGUUUCUUUUGAUGUGUGAUGGAACAGAAGAAUCAUAUAAUAAUCCAAAAAACACAACCUGCACACGUGUACAAGCCCUACGUGAGUUUUUUAGUAGUCUUCGGAAUGAGGGAUUAUUGCCAGCCUUUGUUCUAUUAGAUAAAGAUGCAGGAGAAAUAUCAGCAGUAGAAGAGGCUUGGUCGUGGACAGCGAAUAUACAAUUAUGUUACUGGCAUUUAGAUCAUGCAAUUAGACGACGCCUAAAAGAUAAAAAACCAAAAGCAUCAGGUUAUUCAAAAGAAAAAGCAGCUGAAGCCUCCCAUCAGUUUGAUUUUAUUGACCCUUCGUGGUUUCCAGAAAACAAGAUUGGAAGCUUGUGUUCUGAUGAUCAAAUUAAAAAAAUUGUAAGUAUAUCAAUGCUGCCGGGCUGA
Dentiscutata erythropus is the source of this 1719-nucleotide messenger RNA. Lineage: Eukaryota; Fungi; Glomeromycota; Glomeromycetes; Diversisporales; Gigasporaceae. The record is from the annotation of a GenBank genome assembly.